Messenger RNA from Porites evermanni, 876 nucleotides. NCBI's taxonomy places the organism in Eukaryota, Metazoa, Cnidaria, Anthozoa, Scleractinia, Poritidae. The record is from the annotation of a GenBank genome assembly.
AUGACAGAACAAGACGGAGAUUUCAUUCAGGGAACUUGUAUGCAAAUGUGUCCUCAGAGGGAGAUCUUAUCACGAGAAAAGCAGCGACGACUUCACUUCUUCGAAACCGUUGCGUUUACAUCGCCUUCUACAAAUUCAAACAUUUCCCAACAAGACAAACUAACAGCAGAUCCGAGGGCCGUAGUUAAGGAAUUUACUCGCUCAGCGGCAGGGAAGGCUAUUGAUCCUUCAGAACUUAGGCCAUUUCAAGUACUUUUACGGACGGUAAAUUAUCUGAUUGACGUAAUUGCUGCCAAAGAUGGGGACUACCCAUGGCAUAUGAUUUACUUGUUCGUUUUUGACAGGACAAGAUCUGUUAGACAAGAUCUAGUUGUACAAAGAAUCAGUGGAAAGCCUGUUGUUGAAAUUUUCGAGAAAAUAUGCAGGUUUCACAUUUUCAGCAGCUACCAGCUAUGUGAAAGUACCAUCGAUGUGUUUGACGGAAAAAUCAACAAUGAUCACACCACAGAGUGCUUAAAGAGACUUCUGUGUUUCUAUGACAUGGAGCAGCCUGCUACCUAUAGAGAAACCAGAGCAGAGUUCGAAGCGUACUACUUGUUACACAAUUUGGGCUUGGUUGAGGCAUUAACGCGAGCUGUGACUUUGCCUGAAGAAAUCAAGAGAAGUUGCCUGGUUCAGUUAGCAUUUGACAUUAACUUGACUAUACUGCUUAGAAACUAUGUACGGUUCUUCAGACUUGUCACGUCGCUGCCUUAUCUAGCAUGCUGUGCUGUUCAUAAGCACUUCAAUCAUGUGAGAGCUGAUGCUCUUGCCACCAUAAACACAGCUUAUUUCAGCCGUAAUGCAAGCCUUCCCCUAACACUGUUGGUUGAAAUU